Molecule: messenger RNA, 4246 nt
Organism: Python bivittatus (Burmese python)
Lineage: Eukaryota; Metazoa; Chordata; Lepidosauria; Squamata; Pythonidae
Source: RefSeq, a predicted model, not a curated record
GAAAUAGAAGUAAAUGAAUGGAAUAUUCUCUUAGGAGCAGAUUAGUUUAUUGCUGGGCUUGGGAUGAUGAUGUCAAGUCAGAAGAAAAGAAAAAGAAACAACACUGAGGGGGGGAGUGAAAAUGUUUCACUGAAGCAAUAAAAUGCUGUUGGAUUCCUUGGGAUGGUGUCGUAAAUGGAGUAGAUGAGAUGGAGGUAGGGAAAAACGUGCAUGUGGUGUAAAGACUUGGAAAGCGUUGGCUUCGUUCCUUUUCACGUUACAAGAGAUUCUGGACCAGCAUGGAGAGUAAAUCAGAACAAGAGGAUGGGGGAAGGGGCUUUUCCCUCUUACAUCUAACCAUGGUACAAAAAUUCCCUGGCAACAACUUUAUCCUGCUGGGUCUUGUUGAUGUUGUUUCAUAUUGCCCCCUUGUUCAAGGACGCCCAGUGUUAAAGUAGUGUUUUCUCCUUCUGUUGACCGCAUCCAACAGCUGUUUCAAGGUCUGUAAAAUUUGACACGCUUUGCUACCCAUGCUGGAGGUGGUACAAUCCAGGGAGCUACUGGCCGGUGGGGAGUGGGAACAUCUUGACGCUUAUGGGCCACUUUGGGCUCCUACAAACAUGUUCUCUUUCUGCUUUUCCUUCCUGCUGAGAGAGCUGGACACGGCUGUAGGGCUGCUAGUCUAUUGAGCAGAUAUAUGGAGCUGUGACAGCCCAUUAAACCCAUGUUCUCUGGCAAGCGCAGUAAAACAGAGGCAUGUGGGUUCAUGCUUUCUCCCCACAGUCUGCCGAUCACCAUGGAAGCACCACACCAGCCAGUAAACAGAUUGCCAUCAAGAUUGGUGAAUCUUUUCCAGCCAACUGGCGAUGUUUCCAGAGGGAAGGAUGGAGGGCUGGAGAAACCCACCAAUAACUUUCCUUAACAUGCUCUGUGCUCAAUAAAUCAAGGCUCCUCUAACUGGAGGCAAACUAGAACAAAAACGAUAGAGGCUGGAAAAGAUCAGUAAUGGGGGUAGCAAAUAUUAUCCUGGUAGAGUUUUUCCUUAACUCCAGGAGAGGUGGAUAGCAGAAGCAUCCACUGGGACUUGUCAACAAAGUCAAGAUGGCAACCAGAACCACAUGAUUUUUUUAUAGAGAAAAGGAGCAGGGCUUUGAUUUCACAGGUGCAGCCACCAUCUUGACUUUUUGGACUUUUUAAACCUCCUCUAAAGGUACUCCUGACAUAGUAAUUUAACUCAGAAGGUAAGGAAAAACAAAUGGAAGAAACAGGAUGAGAAAUAGAAUAAUAUGUGAAAAGGAAGGAAUGGCCUGUAGUUCAAGAGCAAAGGAAGGGAGCAAAGGAAGGAAAGGCCAAUGUAGAUCACAUGUUGUCAAAGCCAUGCUGUGCUUGAGUCUGUGUGGGAAUACAAAUCUUCUGGGGUCAUUUAGAAUUAUUUUUUAAGGACUGAUAAAAUAUCUUGUCUAAGCCAUAAAAUGGACUGUUGCUUCUCUUGAUGUCAAGGCAAGAUCUGGGAUUGCUCAAGGGAAGUCUGUGAAUGAGUUCACAGCAACAGAUUAGCAGUAGCUUUCCCCAAGACAGUAGCCUUCAGAUGAGUUAGGACUACAGCACCCAGAAUUCUCAGCCACCACAAAUUAUGGAAUUAUGGUCCCAAUCCAUGUGGAGGGUGCUGGGUUGGGGCAGGCUGUUCAAGAAUAGGCUUCAUCCUCUACCUUCUUCAGCUUUAUGUGGCUCACCUUGCUUCAUGGUGGAUGAAUACGCUGACCAGGUUUAAGGAGUUUACUUUGGGUGAGAUGGUUCCUUGGACAGCAAAGCCCUGAGCAGGGGCCUAGCUAAGCCAAACCGUUGUGCUGAUCUAAGUAACCUGCUAGGUCAGUUCCUAAAUUAAGAAUAACUUCUCUGUUUGUGUUUUUCCUGUCCCUCACAGAUGUCCAUUAUCCUUUCGGGUCUUAUCCACUUCUUCCGGCCACUGCUAUCAUCCCUCUCUGGUGUACUCGAGUGCAAGGGUGUAGCACCAUGGUACUUCCUCACAGGCCUCCGCAUUGUGGCCAUCUUCUUCUCCAAUGGGCCCUGGGAUUCGAUGAAGCAGGACAUGGCCUGCAAUUGGAUAGCCCCAAUGGAAGAGAAGUCACGGGACUUCUGCGCAACCCUGUGCCAGAACCAAUAUUUCCCAGUCUCAGUUUCAGCCACCUGGGGGGUGGUGUUCCUUGCUGUGCUCCUCCUGGUGGGACUCAUGAGGCUCACCAGCCCCAGGAAAAAGAAAAAGAAAGAGGAUGAGAAUGAGAAUGGCAACAACAACAGCAACAGCAGUGGGAAUAAUAAUGGCAGAGGCGUAGCUAUGGUUGCCACUGUACCACAUGGAUCCAGUGCAGACAUAUCCACUGUCUAUAUGGUUGGACGUCGUGGUCUUCCAAGACACUAUGGUCCCCGUGGUCCCCGAUCCUACUAUGCCCGACAUUUUAACCACAAUGUUUGGCAUAAUCGGAGUGAUCAGGAUGGCAUACCUAUGGCCCACAUGUCUGGAGGACAUGGUACCAAUGUUGGUUUGGGACCAUAUGAAGCAGAACAAUAUGGUAUGCCCUGUCACCCUGGAUACAUUGACACCUCUGAAAUGCCUGACCACUGCUAUGAUAUGUCUCAACAGACAAUUAAUCCAUACCCAACAGAUAUGCAACAUACCAAGAUGAGCACCUAUUGCCCUGAAACAGAUCAAUAUGGAAUGUCUCCCAUUCAAAGUCCUAAAGAACAAACCAAUGUUGCAUCCUGUUUUAAUGAAACACAGUACAACAAUGCUCCUACCAACUAUGUAUCUGUUCCCAUGAGCAGCUCUUCAUAUAAAGGUAAAAUACCUCCUCGUUGGUCAGAGGACAAAAAUCAUGAGGGUCUUCAACAGAGAUAUAGAGGCCCUAAAGAAUACGGUGACUCUACUGAUUAUGCAUACACUAUGGGUAGAACAUACACUGGGAAAGGCAAGAUGAUCCCCAGAUACUAUGAAGAAACCAAAUAUAGCAUGGCAACCAAAUGUAAAACAAUCCCAGAAAGCCACGUGGACCAGAUGACUGUCCCUCCUAGGCUGGAUGACAUGAACAUGGCCAUCAAACAUAGGCCAGUUCCAGGAAGUAAAAUGAGAACCAAGCAGCAAUUAACUUUUGAUGCCCCUGCUAGGAGUGAUGUGGGCUUUGGCAGCAAGAUAUACCCCCAACCACGGAUGGCUGAUGAUUCCAACUGCAGACCCACUGACAAAAAUAAAGUCAUGACUGGGCUUGGCAUGGUCACUGGACCGACUCUAUCUUGCCAUGGUGAUGGUGCAUGUACAUGCCCUGAGAAUAAUCCAUGCCACGUGGGCUCCUCAUCCCCACCCCAGACAGACCCAGGCCACUGUGCUGAGUCCAGCUAUUACAGAGAAUCUAUACCUGGACCACAGGAUGAUGCCAAGGUGAUCAUCGCAAACAUCUGUGGCAUACCUCUCUUUGACAUCUGGGUGGGGCUUCUCCUAACUAGCGAGACCUGCUUUCUGUGUGCUAUAAUUCUCCUCCAAAUGCCCAGGCUCAUUGGGCGUUCCUGGAUCUGCUCCCCGGGAGCUGUCAGUUGCCCUGAAGCUGUUGAAUGUGCCCUGAAAGGCAGAGCCGAAAAACGGAUGGCAUUAUGGGGGUUGGCUUUCACCUCCAUUCUUUUCAUAAUAGCAUGUUCUGGCUACUUUCACCUACGUUUCUGCUGGAGUAGAAGGUGCUGUCGCAUGUGUGGGGAGAGUGAGGGAGGACGGCAAGGAGCAUGUGCUGAGGGCACUGAACCUGAAGAGCACGUGUUUAGAGGGGAUGUAGAAAGUGGCAAUGAUGAGAAUAAGGAAGAAGGGUUAUAAGAAGAUGGAGGUAAAUGGAAGGAAGAAAUGAUGAGCCAACCCGGUCUGGGCAUUCCCGUUUCAUAUUUCUGAUCAGAUUUGCCCAGGGGCUUUACCUAAACCUGGCAACAGCCAGUUCCGAUGAUAAUUUAUUGUGUUAGCUCUUCAAAGUAAUUCAUAAUAGCAUGUGCUUACAUGUCCAAAACCAUAGUAAAACAAGGGUUUUCAAACUUUGCAGGGCCCUAUCCUCCUAAAAUUUCAAACAGGGUUGACUUUUUCCAUCACCCUGAUACCACAAAUUCAGGAGUCCACUCGAAACAAUAAUAAUUUAACUGAAGUUAAACUGCAGCCCUUGACAAAUGCUGUGAUUGGGACUGAUGGAAAAAAAAAUCAGUAUAAAGAAUUCCUUUUGAGCUGGAUGGCAUUUCUUGA